Molecule: messenger RNA, 1308 nt
Organism: Lathyrus sativus (Indian pea)
Lineage: Eukaryota; Viridiplantae; Streptophyta; Magnoliopsida; Fabales; Fabaceae
Source: the annotation of a GenBank genome assembly
AUGUCAUCAUGGCUGGCUCGUUCCCUUGCAAACUCUCUCCGACUCGACGAUGACGGUAACAAUGAAAACGACGUCGUAAGCGACCCUCCAACAACCUCCCCCAGAAACCACCCUCAACAAAAUCAAUCACAAGGUAAUGCAAUUGAAUCACAAUCACAGCAUCAUCACGAUGAUGAUGAUGAUGAUGAUGAUGAUGAAACGCAAGGUCGUGGUGUUAAAGAAGACCUCGAUGAAAUCAAACAAACCCUAACUCGUCAAUUUUGGGGAAUGGCUUCGUUUCUCGCUCCUCCCCCAACAACUUCUCAAUCCGAUCACACUUUCCCUCACAAACGAGAAGAGGAAGAAGAAGAAUAUCAACGACAAUUUGAUGACGCUGCAAUUUCGAAUCAAUCUUUGGAUAUGGAACAAGCUGCGCUCCGCGAGGAUGAUCCUGACCCGAAUUCGAAUACAUUUGGAUCCGAUUCGGAAGGAGACCGGGAGCAGGAGUUUGAUAUACCAUGCGCGGUUGGAAUUACGGAGGAGGUAUUGACCUUUGCCUUGAAUAUUGCUAUGCAUCCUGAGACGUGGCUGGAUUUUCCUAUUGAUGAGGAAGAUGAUACCGAUGAUUUUUACAUGACCGAAGCCCAACAAGAGCAUGCUUUGGUCAUUGAAAGACUUGCUCCGAGAUUAGCUGCACUCAGAAUUGAACUGUGCCCUUGUCAUAUGAGUGAAAGUUACUUCUGGAAAGUCUAUUUUGUACUUUUGCAUUCAAGGCUUAAUAAACAAGAUUCAGAGGUUUUGUCUACACCCUGGGUCAUGGAAGCCAGAGCGACAUGGAUGCAGGAAUUGCACAAACAGACAAAGCCUGAAUUUGAAAUCUUCGGAAGAAGUGAUCUCUACUCAAGAGAAAAUGCUCAGCAUCAUGAUUCUACUCCCAGCUUAUCAGAUGACACCUAUUCUGAUGACAUGCCUCACCAGACAUACGGAUAUAGAACAGACUCUUUGUCUGUGAGGGCAGAUAAUGAAUCUGAGAAGCACACAGUCGAAAGUUCUGGAUCACAUUUCUCUGUUAAGUCAGUUUUUGAAGAAAAUCCAAUUAUUAAAAAUGAAAACAAGGAUCUGAAAAGUGGUCGACGGUCUCAAAUUAUCAUUCAAGACUAUGAUGAUGACGACGAUGAUGAUUGGCCAGAGGAUGAUUCUGACUUAGGGGGGUAUGGUAGAACAACACUCCCUAUUGUCAAUGAAGAAGACAUAUCUUUCAGUGAUCUAGAGGAUGAUGAUUUUGGCAUUAAACAUGUUAGUGCCAAUCCAGAUUCAAAGGUUGUAUAA